Hordeum vulgare subsp. vulgare (domesticated barley) is the source of this 1726-nucleotide messenger RNA. RefSeq lists its product as uncharacterized. The record is from RefSeq and is a predicted model, not a curated record. NCBI's taxonomy places the organism in Eukaryota, Viridiplantae, Streptophyta, Magnoliopsida, Poales, Poaceae. Bases 6 to 1451 code for a protein of 481 amino acids. The transcript is spliced from 10 exons. Gene Ontology annotation, molecular function: protein binding.
CCUCCAUGCCGGGCGGUGGCGGCGGCGGCGUGAUCGCAAGAGGUUCCGUCUACUUCCACGGUUCCACCCCUAAACAAGAGGAGAGGGUGAUUCGUCGGGAUCCCAGUUCGAGAAAGAAGAUGAGCUCGGACUUGGACAAAUCCAAGAACAAAAGGGCCAUGGCGGCCGAUCCGGAGGAAGUCGAGGCGAAGAAGAGGAAUCCGAGGAGGGAGGAGGGGCAGGAGGAAGAAGAGAAAAAGGAGUCGCCUGCCCUAUUGCCCAUGCCCGGAGGGAGGCGUGGUUGCUUCAUCGAUCCCAGGUGGCUCACUGCCAAGAUCGCAAAGGACAAACUGAAUGCCGCAAAAUUAGCAGCCCCCCCUCCCCCGGUGAAGAUUCCUACGCUAGAGCACUUUAAACCCCCUACCAGGUUUCACACUCAAGCGCUUCUCCCCUUGCGUGAAUCUGGAAGCAAGGCGGCGCUUUCUGCUGCUAAAUCUCUUGUUGGGAUUUCAUCAUCUCUCGGUUGCAAGCCUCUAAAACGGUGCUCUGGUUUAUUGAUUGAUUGGGAUGAGGAGAGCAAAACCUGCGUUGUUCUGACAACUGCACAUCUGAUUCGCACAAAGGAUUCUCCUAUCAAUAUCUGGUUAGGCGGAGAAGAGUAUACUUCCAAUGCUGAUGUCACUGUUCAUUUACUAGAUGGCACUAGUGAAAAGGGUCAGCUGCUGUACUACCAGCCACACUAUGAUCUUGCUUUUGUGAGGGUUAAAGUGGACCACCCUAUCCAGUUGCCUUCUUUCAGUGAGGAAGUGACAUUUGCUGAAGAAGUUCUUCGGCUAGGAAGAGACAAUAUGUUAGAUCUACGGAUAACUUAUGGUAGAGCUGCAUAUCAGAAUCCAGAUAUUGAUGAGCGGUAUCAUUACAUGUACUUUGAUUGUGCAGAUGAUGAUAACGACGAUGAGGAGUAUGACAGCGGAGGGCUAGUCAUUAGCUUGGAUGGACAAAUUGUGGGAAUGUUCAACAUUAGCUCGAGUGGUUCUUUCAUACCUUCUUCUAUUUUGCUCAGUUGUGUGGAUUUAUGGAAGAAAUAUGGGAAGAUCCGUCGGCCCCAACUUGGAAUGACAUUUGAGGCCAUCAAGCUUCUAGAGCCUGCUCAUGUUGACAAGAUAUGGCGUGCAUGCAACAUUGAUGAUGGUCUUGUUGUUCAAAAGGUUUUGAAAGGAUCUCCUGCAGAUAAAUUUGGGAUCGAAAGAGGUGAUAUUAUUGAGUGUUUCAAUGGAGAACACAUUUCUAAUACUGUUGAGUUGGAGAAUAGGUUGAUGAGCAUAUGCAAGGGCCUUCCAGACAAUCAAAAUGAAGUUCAUGUUUCUGUUGGGGUGUUUCACACGCUCAAAAAACAGCGUAGGAUUGGAGAGUUGACUGUAAUUGUAUCCGAUCUUGGAGAAGUUAUUCCAAGAGGUCCUACUGUCUCAUGAACUGGCUGCCAGAAAAGGGAUGCCAGGCUACUAGAUGCCCAGGCUACUAGAUAUUAGAGAUGACAUUCUAUAAUUUGUAUAUAUAUGCAUAUAUGAGUAAACUGCACCAACGGCCAAAAAGCUUUUCGGGUGUGUCAAAUAGACACACCACAUUGAUCCGUUGGGUGUUCUUCCACAUUGCAAGUGGAGCUCCGAGUGCAUUCUUCAUUUGUGCUGUAUCUUGGGUGAACUUGAUCCACGGAAUAUUUGGUAACUUGAACUUUGUCCGCCGCACA